This is a messenger RNA of Penicillium vulpinum, 1788 nucleotides long. RefSeq lists its product as uncharacterized. The record is from RefSeq and is a predicted model, not a curated record. Bases 1 to 1788 code for a protein of 595 amino acids. NCBI's taxonomy places the organism in Eukaryota, Fungi, Ascomycota, Eurotiomycetes, Eurotiales, Aspergillaceae. The transcript is spliced from 2 exons.
AUGGCGCCAAAAAGAUCCAACAAUCGAUUUACCGACUAUAGUCUUGGGCUCUUGAAUAAUAUCAAUGCCCUCGGGCGCGAUGCCGCGGAUAUACGGGACCCCAAAAGGCGCCGCGCCACACAUGCCGAUAUUUUUGAAAUUCCCAUCUCCCACUCCCCGAUCAGAUCUCCAAAGAUCCCUCAAACCGAACCAAAAAAUACAAACCGGUUGAGUUUGAGAAGUCGCAGAGUGCUUAGAGCCGUGCAACCGGAUUCGUCCCCUAGCGUUUCCGACAAUGAAGAAGACAAGAGCCCUAGCAACGGCGAAUCUGGGUCAGGCGAUAGCGAGUCUGAAUCAAUUCAAUCUGGGCCUAGCGGCAGCGGAGAGAAGGAAGUGGAUGAGGGGGUGGAUGAAGAGGUGGAUGAUAACCUCACCGAGCUACAGCGCGAGGCUGAGCAUGAUCCGUUCCCUGAACCAGUCGAUCUGUUCCCAGCCGAGGACGAGGAUCAAGCUGAUGAUCAGGAUGGAUACGAAGCCAGAGGUGCACAAGGCAAUGAAUCUGGAGACAAAUCCGAAUAUGGAGAUAAAGAACAGGGAGGUGACCAAGCUGCAGAGGAAGCUAGAGAUGCACAAGAUAAUAAUACAUCUGAAGACGGAUCCGAAUAUGAAGAUGAAGAAGAGGCAGAUGAUUAUUCUCCAGCCGAAUUCCAGAAUCAUACAACACCAACUCAGCAGAUUGCAAACGCAAAUACCCCUGCGAUGCAAAUCUUGGAGAGUAUACCAAGAAACAAAACAGAUGACACACACAUAAAUCGCAUGUCAGCAAAUGCUCAGGAGUCUAAGAAUGUCUCGUCACAGCUGCAGGGAGUACCGGAGACACCAUCAAUCCAGUCACCUCGUCCAAAUCAUGACCAUCGAAGCGCUCGCUCCAAUAUCUUCACAUGGCUGACCGAGGCCACUAAAGAAUCUGGGUUUAAGGAUACAUGGGAAGCAAUACGCAAAACAAGAAAAACUCUAAAGACUCACGCUGAUCCCUCUACGAAAGAGCAUUUCAGGGGUAUCAUAAAGCUCAUUGAGCGGCUACGAGACCUUUUUGAAACAAUGACCAAUGAUCCUGCUUCAGCUUCUUCCUUGAAAAACAAGUGUAGCCUCAUCGCCAACGGUGUCUUCAAAGAGACUCAGUGGAUCAUUUACACCGAAGCCCCAGAGGAUGAAGAGAAUGGUGCAUACCUGGUCAAUCAACUCGAAGCCCAUAUUGUUCCCCGACUGAUUGACCUAAUCAUACUCGGAUUUAAGAUCUACAAGACUAUACAUGAUCGGGGAUCGCGACAUUUUCGCAUUAUCCUCGAUUUGCUUUGGGGGUCUUGUGAUAGGAUAUCUUCUCUCGCCCAGAUGCAUUAUGAUAUCAGCAGGAACGUGAUGGCUUAUUCUAAAAGGGUGUUGCCACACGUCAAGGCCCUCAAGGAUGCACUUAAAGACGGCCGGCUACGUGAGACACCUAAUUCCAUCCCCCGCCGCUCUCUUCCUUACAAGCACUUUGAGUUGGAAGAGGUCGACAGCCAUAUCUCUUGUGGACGGUGGACCCAUGGCGAGAAGAUUGCACUCCGCGAUGGCUUACAAUUAUAUGAGGGAGACGAUCGAUAUAUUGAUAUCAAGUGUGACAAUACAAUCGGCGGUCAACUCUCCGAGCGCAUCCUGCAAGAUAUCCAGGGCCAAGCCAUCAACAUCGGGUUGGACGAUCCACGAACCAAUCAACGAGUUCGGGAGAGAAAUGAUGGUGAAAUGAGUGGGAAUAUUGGCAUUUUGUAG